Pocillopora meandrina is the source of this 766-nucleotide messenger RNA. The record is from the annotation of a GenBank genome assembly. Lineage: Eukaryota; Metazoa; Cnidaria; Anthozoa; Scleractinia; Pocilloporidae.
AUGUAUAGUUAUUCCUCUGUGAAAUUAUUUUCUUUGUCAGUUGCAAUAAUCGCAGAAGUAUACUCCCGUGAUAUCCCAGACUUUGGUUCAACCCAGCGUCUUCAAGUGGAAAAAGGGCAAUAUAUGGAAAUACGAUUGGGGCUAUGGAUACACCGUGACUCACCUGGAGCACCUUGUGCAGAUGAGGAAUAUCUUGAGAUCCGUGAUGGGUAUAAUCAGUCUGGAAAUCUUUUGGGUGUAUUUUGUGGAAGAUACGUUCCUCACUUUACGCUACGUUCCAGUGGACAGAACACGUGGUUAAGGUUUUCAUCUAACCAUAGAUACCGGCUAUUUUAUCCCAGAUAUUAUGAGGGAAAAGCACCAGGUGCAACAGGUAAGUAUUCUUAGGUUAAAAUGUUCUGAUUUUCCUAAUGGUAUAAUUUAUUCUGGAUGAUAUGUCUUCUUAUGUUUGUGCUUAGUUCCCACUAACCUAAGAAACGUCGCAAAGACUCAGUUUGUCCUCCACCAAUCGUCAUCUUUGUGGUGCCCGGCGGAAGGUGGACCAGCUCCUCGCAUUGUUUGGAGAAAGAAUGGCGCUGUUGUGCAAAACAGCACUAGCGUGCGACUUCAAAUCAACGUCACUGAAGAAGAAAGAAGUACAACUUACAGCUGCGAAGUGGACGACCAUGGCCAGUUGAAGAGGAAAAACAUCAAUCUUAUCGUCGAGAGUAAGUCUCAAGUUACAUCUUUACUUCAAGGGGAUCUCAGUUGUUGUGUGUGCUUUUAG